Phlebotomus papatasi is the source of this 2670-nucleotide messenger RNA. RefSeq names its product putative fatty acyl-CoA reductase CG5065. Bases 800 to 2338 code for a protein of 512 amino acids. Gene Ontology annotation, biological process: long-chain fatty-acyl-CoA metabolic process. Gene Ontology annotation, molecular function: alcohol-forming very long-chain fatty acyl-CoA reductase (NADP+) activity. The record is from RefSeq and is a predicted model, not a curated record. The transcript has 5 exons. Gene Ontology annotation, cellular component: peroxisome. Lineage: Eukaryota; Metazoa; Arthropoda; Insecta; Diptera; Psychodidae.
UUCCGUAGAAUUGUGUCACUCUUCUGUUUUCCUUUUUUUUUAUUUCAAGACAACGUACAACCCACAAAGUACUCAAUCAGUCUCUUUCCCAACAUUACUAUAUCAUUCAAAAAAGUCUGAUAAGAUAAAAAAGAGUAAGGAAAAAAAAUGCCAAUUAAAUUUCACCUGAGGUAUCAGUCUGAAAAGUUCUAAUUAAAAUAGUUUAACUUGCAUCAUAGUCCAGUUUGCACGGAUUAUGGCACGACUGUAAUUUUCUCGCCCAGAAUUGAGAGAAAAUUUUCCCCUCAAUGAGAAAAUCUCCCGCCAAAAUGCAUUUCUUAUAAUAACACACCACCAACAACGCAUGCAUCCCUUCCUUGAAACACCAACAUUUAGCUCGAGAUCUCUGGCAAAGAUGCAGUUGCAGCAAAUCUUUUAGUCCUCAUCCGAACUUCAGAGAAAUCAGUUGAAUAAAUCAUCGAGAGUGAAUAGUGAAAAAGUGCAGUGAUAGGGAAAAGUGAAGUUUUUUUUUCUUGAAAUUUCGAAACAUCAUGGAUAUUCAUCGAGAUCAAUAUUUUUGAUAUUCUUCCUGGAAAAGAAAUUCAUAUUGGAAGUUUGAUUUUUGAAAAUUCAAGUUAGAAUUUUUAUAAAAAAAAAACGAAAAGCAAUUUUAAUUUGCCCUGCUUUUCCAUUUCAAAUCUUUGGUAAAUACCUCAAGAGGAGAAUUUCCACGAAAGCUCUUAUGGGAUUUUUUAGGAGGAUCAUUUUAAAACAGCUAAAAGGUAUCUUUUGAGAUCGGAUUUUCGGGAAGAUCAUAAAAAUGGAUGCCGAAACGGAAAUUUUUAUGAAUAACAACACAGACGACGAUAGAGAUUUCAACAGUAUCAGAGAAUUCUAUCGAGAUGCAGUGGUUUUUGUAACAGGUGGCACAGGUUUCCUUGGAAAGGUCCUAAUUGAGAAACUACUCUUCAGUUGUGAUGACAUUAGAGCCAUUUACGUACUUCUCAGAUCAAACCGUGGCCUCAGCAGUGAACAGCGUUUCAAAGAGUUCAUAAAAAAUCCCGUCUUUGAUCGCGUUCGCGCACGUGAUCCCCUUGCCCUUGACAAGAUGACCUGCAUUGCUGGAGAUAUCAAUGACGCUUCAUUUGGACUCGAUGACUCAAACAUGACAAAGGUGGUGGAGAAUGUUACUAUGGUCUUCCAUGUAGCAGCCACAGUGAAAUUCAAUGAGAGUCUUAGGGAUGCUGCUUGUCUCAACACACUGGGCACUCAGAGAAUGAUGGAUUUGUGUUGUAAAAUGAAGAAACUAAAGAGUGUGGUGCAUGUUUCAACGGCCUACAGUAACCCAGGCUUGAAAUACGUUGGAGAGACAGUGUACGCGACCAAAGGACCAUUAGAUAAGGAUACCUUCAUCAAGUGCAUCAAAGUUCUACCAAAAGAGAUAGUUGAUUCAUUUGCGGAUCGAUUGCAGGGAACUCAUCCCAACACCUAUACCCUGACCAAAUCAAUGGCUGAAGAAGUUGUCGCAGAGUACACAAACAAAAUUCCCGUUUGCAUAGUAAGGCCGUCAAUUGUUACAGGAUCCAUUAAAGAACCAUUCCCUGGCUGGGUGGACAAUGUCUACGGUAUCACUGGGAUUAUGAUGGAGAUUGGUCGUGGAACAAUUAGCAGCAUUAUGUGUGAUCAAAAAUGUAUAAUGGACCUCAUCCCAGUGGACAUUGUCAGCAAUACCCUCAUCACCGCAGCCUGGGCAAAUGUAUGCAAUUACAAGAAAAGCUCUAUCACCGUCUACAAUUGUACAUCGGGUCAGAUAAACCCUGUCAUAUGGUAUGAUUAUGGGAGAAUCACAGAAAAAUGGGCAUGCCGGAAUCCCACAAAAUACGUCAUGCUCUACCCGGGCUUCAGUUAUCGCACAAAUCGCCUAGUUCAUAAAAUUGUCGAAUUGUUUCUUCAUUUCCUGCCGGCGUACAUUUUCGAUCUGAUCCUUCGGGCUCAAGGCUCAAAACCCCUAAUGAUGAAGAUUGCCAAAAGAUUCCAGGCAGCAGCGAAUACAGGAGAGUUUUUUGCGAUGCACGAGUGGAUAUUCGACAAUGGUAACUUUCGACAAUUGAUGAGAACAGUUAAAGAAGCCAAGGAUGGACAAGAAUUUAAUUGUGACAUGACAAACAUGGACUGGGACUCUUACGUCGAAUCCUACAUGCUGGGUAUCAGGCAGUUUGUGCUAAAAGAUGGAUUGGAAAGCAUGAAAAAAGCAAGGAAAAAACUUAACCGACUCUACUGGCUUAAGCGUUUCUUCCAAUUUGGACUAGUAUAUCUGGUAUACAACUUUAUCCUGAAACCCAUUUUGUAUCGCAUUUGAUACGAGCAUUAUACCUUUCGACACUUCACCUGAAGCACGUGUAUGAUUGUGUUGCAAUAGCUUUAGAAAUAGUCAAUUUAGGCAAAGAAGUUUUGCAUUAUAGAGUUGUUUUCGGGCGCCAAUGAAAAAGAAAUUAGACAUGUAACGAAAUAAUUCAAGAAAAUAUUCCAUGAGAAAACGAGAUAGGGUAGAUUAAGUGACGAUAGGCAAUUUUCUCUGGUAGCAUUUAAGUCUUUUAAUUUGUUGAAAUCGCACAGAAUGUGAGCAAAGAGAAAAAGGAAAAUAUUGUAAUUGAGUUUUCAAAUAAAGCUUUCACAAACCCAAUGAUCCAA